Messenger RNA from Malus domestica (apple), 696 nucleotides. The record is from RefSeq and is a predicted model, not a curated record. NCBI's taxonomy places the organism in Eukaryota, Viridiplantae, Streptophyta, Magnoliopsida, Rosales, Rosaceae.
AUGUCUGUUCUAUCGCAGUUGUCUUCGCAAGGAAUGACUCCCAGCGUGUUCUCCCACUGUUUGAAGGGAGAUGACUAUGGUGGCGGUAUACUCAUACUUGGUGACAUUUUGGAGCCGAGUAUUGUUUAUACUCCCCUUGUCCCGAAGCGGCCAUAUUAUGCAAUCUACUUACAGAGCAUUGCUGUUAACGGGAAAAUUUUGCCGAUUGAUCCAGCAGCGUUCAAAGUAUCACGUGGACGAGGAACUGUUGUGGACUCGGGAACUACUCUAGCAUAUCUUAUAGAAGAAUUAUAUGAACCUUUUAUUCGUGCUAUAACUUUGGCUUCUUCUAAACAUGUGACUCCCGUGGUUUCAACGUCAGGAAACCAGUGCUAUCGCACCUCCAUCAGCAAUUUAGCUGAGGCAUUUCCGUCAGUCAGUCUGAAUUUUGCUGGCGGCGUCUCGAUGGUUUUGAAACCACGAGAGUAUCUUAUUGAUGGCGGUUAUUAUAAUGGCCUUCCUUCGUGGUGCAUGGGUUUCCUUAAAGCUCACAAAAGGCUCAACAUUCUCGGAGAUCUUCUUCUAAGAGAUAAGAUCGUUGUUUAUGAUACAGUUGGUCAGCAGUUGGGUUGGGCAAACUUCAAUUGUAAGCUAAACUAUGUUCUAAAUUCUUUUCUUGUUUCAUUUCCCAUAUAGUUUUUUAGCAGUACACCUCUC